CCCAUAAUAUCAAAAAAUCCCGACAAAAAUUCCAAAAGAAAUGAUAUCACGGGAUGAUAUUUAGUUUGUUCUAUUAAUUUGUAUUGCCGCGGCCGAGUCCGCUGAAAUUUAAGGCUCAAUUUUUUAAUUCGAAUUAAAGCGGUGCCAUUCAACAGUCGCAACAAUUUUCAACAAUCAAAAUAGUUUAAUAGUAAAAAAAAUGCAUCCGUGAGUGAGGAGUUUUGGCGAAACAGCAGCGGAAGGAGACGAAAAACGGCGAAGGGCGUGCAAGGCAGAAGUAACGGUUCCUGGCGGCGUGUGUGCGAGUGUGUGUAAAAAUGUGCUUGCCGGACGACAAAAGAAACGGGAUGCGAUUGCGGGUGCGGAAUUAAAAUUAAAUUCACACGAAUUUAUGUGCUAGCCGCGUGUUUUUGCGAAUCCUUGGCCUUUGGAAAUUUGCAUCGUUGACGAGGCGGAAUGAAUCGAUGACAAUUUGCUGCUGAUACGGCCACAUCUGCCAGCUGUCUUGGUUCGCCUUCGCCCCCUCUCGCUCGCUCACUCGCAUUAUCCUGUGGAGCCCCAAUAAACAACAACAAAAAGCAGACUUCUUGCCCGAGGCUCGGCAUCCAAUUCAAACUCCAACCAGAUCCAACUCGAACUUGAACUCAAACCGCAGCGAACUCCAACCGGAAAGCCUGCGCAGGAGUGAAAGAGAAAGAGAGAGCGGGAGAGAGAGAGAGAGACGGUGCGCGACCAGGCUCUCCGCCGGCAGUAGGAGUAGGAAAGGGAAAGGACGAGAGGCGGAAGUGGUGACAUCUGUUUUGCCGCUUUGUCAGUUUGCGGAUGCUGCUCCUGCCGAACACGAACGAACGCGAACGAGCACGAACGAACAGGCAGCGCAACGUGAACAAGUGUGGAAAUUGGAAUUUUUAUUCAAAACAAUGCCCCUGCUGCAACAGUACGACACCCCUGAUUGCUCCGGUUCUGGUGGCAACAUGCGAGCCCUGAGCGGAGGCUCCACCACGGAGCUGCUGCAGAAGCACUCGAUAAGCUCCUACCUGGACCACCACCAGCAGCAGCAACAGCAACAUCAGCUGCAACUGCAGCACCACCAACAGCAGCAGCAACUGCAUCACAAUCUGCUGGACAGAUGCAGCGACGAUGGAUUGAUAUCCUUCAUAAACGAUCCAAUCACACUGAACGAUCUACUCGGCUUGUGCGGCGGCAGCACUGCCAAUGGAGGAAUGGUCGGCAUUGGCCAGACCCCAUCGACAUCAGCGCCGAUACUGGGAGCAGGAGGAGGAGGUGGAAGAGCAAAUGGAGUUACAGGAGUGGGAGUUGGAGCUGGAGCUGGAGUUGGAGCUGGAGGUGCAUUACCUGGGUCCGGAGUUGGAUUGAGCCAGAGUGGCGGAGGAGGAGGUGGAGGAGGAGUUUUGGGACAAACCAAUGCCUCGGGCAACCCAUCGGCGGCUAACCCAUCCGCCAGCUUCGGUGGCAACGGCAGCAGCAGCGACGUCAAUAAUCUGCUGCUCGCCAGUGCCGCUGCCGCUGCCGCCGCGGCUGCCGGUGAUGGCGUUCAACUGUCCGCCAAUGCGGCGGCCUACGCUCCGCUGACGCCCAGCUCCACUCAGUCGUCGGCCUCGCCGGGCACCAAGUCCAGUUUUGACUACUUCCAGUUUGAAAAUGUUGCACAAAGUAACCCACUUAAGGCUUUCCAAAGAACAAACAUCAGCUUCGAUUGCUCUGCACCCUUAUCGCCAAGUACGCCUACAUCUAUUUACAAUCGCUCCUUUCACAGUUCACCUUUAGUCAGCGACAGCAGCAACUCGUCCAGCGGCAUUGGCCUAUCCAUGGACUCCAUCAACAUGCUCUACCACAACCAGCAACAACAGCAGCCGCAGCAGCAAGGUUACUCCAGCCUGGGCAACUCCAUGGGCAGCGGAUUGGGACUUAGUUUGGCCAACGCUUCCACACGCUCCAACUCGCCAGAGAGUCAGAACAGCAGCCAGUCAACCACUGAACCCAACCUACUGGACAUGAUUAAUUUGCUGUCUGUAAAUAGCAACAAAGUGCAGCAUCAACAACACCAUCAUCAACAACAGCAGCAACAACAACAACAGAAUCAGCAGCAAAUGCAGCUACAGCAACAACAUCAGCUGCAGCAGCAGUACGUCAACCUAAACAGGAACUACGAGCAGAUAGCUGCCAAUUUAGGUAGCCAACAGAAUGGCUAUGAGCACAACGGCGUGGGUGUCGGAUCUUCCAGAGGUGACUGCCUUAGCCAGUACAAUGUGGAAAGCAUCGGCAGUGUGGACAUGGAGCUGGCCAAACUGCAGAAUUUGCAACGCAUCAACACGCUAAAGCUGCUGCAGGCCCAAACGCAACAAAUGCCGCUGAUCAAUCAGCUCCUGCAGAGCUAUGCCGGCAGCACCAUAACCAGCGUCGCUGGAAGCAAUCUGAGCAGCCUGAUGAGCUCAGCAUCGUCACAAGUGACAGAUAUGUCGGGCUACGUUGGCAGCAUAGGAACCAUCAACGAUAGCCACCUGGAUCGCGUGGCCAAGUUCCAUAGGACUUCGGCUGCCUUGUGCGAUGCCACAUGCACAUGGAGUGGUCAGCUGCCGCCGCGUUCGCAUCGUAUGCUCAACUAUUCUCCCAAGGUUUUCCUCGGCGGGAUACCCUGGGAUAUUAGUGAGCAGUCGCUCAUCCAGAUCUUCAAACCGUUUGGAUCUAUUAAAGUGGAGUGGCCCGGCAAGGAGCAGCAGGCGGCUCAGCCCAAGGGCUAUGUUUACAUCAUAUUUGAGUCGGACAAGCAGGUUAAGGCGUUGCUUUCGGCCUGCGUGGUUCAGGUGGAUGACUCUCACAGUGGUAACAACUACUUUUUCAAAAUCUCUUCGCGGCGUAUUAAGUCCAAGGAUGUUGAGGUCAUUCCGUGGAUUAUCGCUGACUCCAAUUUUGUGCGAUCCAGCUCCCAGAAACUUGACCCAACGAAGACCGUGUUUGUGGGCGCCCUGCAUGGUAAACUGACUGCUGAGGGCUUGGGAAAUAUCAUGGACGAUCUUUUCGACGGCGUGCUGUAUGCUGGUAUUGAUACGGACAAGUACAAGUACCCGAUCGGAUCGGGACGUGUGACUUUUAGCAACUUUCGCUCCUACAUGAAAGCUGUCUCGGCCGCCUUUAUCGAGAUUAGGACCACGAAGUUUACUAAGAAGGUGCAGGUGGAUCCCUACCUAGAGGAUGCCUUGUGUUCCAUAUGCGGAGUGCAGCACGGUCCCUACUAUUGUCGGGAAUUAUCGUGUUUCCGAUACUUCUGCCGCAGCUGCUGGCAAUGGCAACACAGCUGUGACAUCGUCAAAAAUCACAAGCCCUUGACACGCAACUCCAAGUCGCAGAGCCUGGUUGGCAUCGGACCAUCCGCGUCGACGGUUUCGUUAUCCUCCUCUGGCCACAGAAGUAACAGUGACAACAAGAUGGGGAAUGGUCCGCAGUAUCAGCACCAGCAGCAGAAGCACCAUCAGCUGCAACAACAACAGUCGCAGCCCCACAAUCUCAACCAGAUGGGAAACUCAGGAGCUACCAAUGCCGCUGCCACACCAACGUUAACUUUUCAGCAGCGGCAACUUAUGAAGGAGCGGCAGCAGCAGCAGCAGCAGCAUUAGGCGAUCUAGACUGCUACGGCUUUUAUCCGCACCGUUUUAACGGAUGUUUCUGCAAUCUAAUGUGCGAGACUUUGGACUUUUAGGCAAUGUAGAAAUAUGGCGGAGAUAGUUUUCUUGCAGCCGAUGGAGACCCGGGCUCAUCAUCGUCAUUAUCAUUGUAAACACAGUUUUAUUGAUGUGUAUAUUAGAUCGGUACGAUACGAAGCUUACACUUUCGAGUUUCCUUUAAGGUAAUUAGUGUUAGACGACUUCCCCAAACCGAACACCCUCGAAUCGAAACAAAAGACCCCCAUUCAUAAUAUUUUUUGAUAAUCAUGCUUACAUAUCAGCAUUUGGAGCUGGCAUUCGAAUGCUAAACGAAUGAUACAUGAAAUGAGCAAUUUCAUUUACUCACACCCCUCAUACAAAUACUACUCAAGUUACUUUUUGGCUAAGAAAGCAGUUAUUAAUUCAUAAUUUGUAAAUGUCUAAUUUUAAGCGAACGAAACCGCGCGGCAAAUGGCUAUUGAACUUGAAGGUAUCUCGACCAAUUUUCCGCGCUGCGAGUUUAGAAUCACGAUUUUUGUUAUGUUUUGCGCUAUUACUGAGGAAUUUUAUGUAGUUUCUUUUUACAUAGCCAAGCCCCCGACUCGAGUUAAUAUGAUAUUAUAUUAUUUGGAUUGUCCGUUAAGCGUUUAUCAGGGAAUUUCAAUUUUUAAGAAAACAUUUUAAAAAUUGUAAAUUCGUUUAACUCACCAGUCCCCCAAUUUUUGUUACUCAUUGAAUUGUUACACACCUGAGUUAUUAUUAUAUAUACUGUUUAGUUUUUUUUGUUUCGCAUUAGCUUUAAGCGUAAUCCUUGUGAACAUUAACGCAAUGCCUGAUUGAUUGUUGAACUUUGUUUUAAGCAUUUAUCAUUCUUUGGCUUUUUUGGCUGUUCCAGUUUUAGAGCUAAUCGGCAAUAAGCAUAUAAUUUAUGUCUACAUUAUUUUUCAUGUAUUUUGAGAAAGGAUCUCUCCAGCGCUUAUCUAGAAAACUAUAGAAAACACACAAAAUGUAUGUAUACAAAAAUAUUACAUAUUGUACAUUACAAGGCUUUAUAUAAUUUAAAUCUUUAUAAGUUUGUAAACCUACACAGAAUAGGAAAAAAAUUACCUAAGUCUAUACCUUAAACGCGAAUUGAUCACUAAAUGAUAAAGAACGCAAACACGUAUUCACCAACAAAACAAAUAUACAAAACGCUAUUGAA
This is a messenger RNA of Drosophila teissieri, 4863 nucleotides long. It is a transcript of the gene orb, whose product is annotated as cytoplasmic polyadenylation element-binding protein 1. Gene Ontology annotation, cellular component: neuron projection; nucleus; cytoplasm. NCBI's taxonomy places the organism in Eukaryota, Metazoa, Arthropoda, Insecta, Diptera, Drosophilidae. Gene Ontology annotation, molecular function: translation factor activity, RNA binding; ribosome binding; mRNA 3'-UTR binding. The record is from RefSeq and is a predicted model, not a curated record. Gene Ontology annotation, biological process: negative regulation of cytoplasmic translation. The transcript has 10 exons. The coding region runs from base 921 to 3635 and encodes 904 amino acids.